AUGGGGUUCACGUAUGUGAACUCAGAUCACGUAGGUAGACGUGAACUCAGUUCACGUGGGCUGAUGGAGUUCACGUACGCGAACUCAGUUCAAGUAGGUGAUGGAGUUCAUGUACGUGAACACAAUUCACAAAUGGUGCGCACAAUGUUUACUGAUAUAGAGGGUCGUGUUAUACUCGACCAAGGGACUAAUAGAGAGGGUCGUGUUAGACCAACCGCUUCUGCACGGGCUCAUCGUGCUCAGCGUGAAUUGCGUGGACAACGAAGAUUACGAAAUCAACAAGCAGAACAUGCGCAACCAAAACAGGGGCGAGCAGAAGAGGCCCAAGCGGAUGAGGCCCAACCUGAAGAGGUCCAAGCGGAUGAUGCCCAGCCUGAAGUGGUCCAAGCGGAUGAGGCCCAACCUGAAGCAGAUGACGGAUAUCCUUGUGGUCCGGUUGACAGGUCUGUCCUAAGGACAUACGGGUAUCAUGUUGUGACACGACUAUGGGACGGCGUGGAUCGCGAAGAUUUAAGGGUUUUUAGCAAUGGCAAAAAAUUAAAAGAAGCUGUCAUUGAAAAUCAAGAGGUUGAGGAACUUGUUGAAAGUUCUGGUUUAUAUACAUUGCUAAAAUGCAGCUAUGAGAUGAUCGACAAAGGUCUAAUUUCUGCCUUUGUCGAGAGAUGGCAUCGCGACACCAACAACUUUCAUCUUCCAAUUGGGGAGAUGACCAUUACUUUGGACAAUGUCUCUUCGCUGCUGCAUAUACCUAUCACCGGUGCCUUCUUCAUCGUUAAUAUAUUUAACAAGGAUGACGCUGCAGAGUUGUUGGGUGAGCUUCUUGGGGUGAGUCUGGCUGCUGCAUAUGCUGAGUUUAACUUGACGCGGACAACCAUUGUUCAGUACAGUUGGUUGCUUGACGUAUACCAUCAGGGAUGUGCUGAUCAGCAUUGGCAGAUGGCUGCGAGGGCAUUUCUUUUAUUUUUGGUGGGUUGCACCUUGUUCAGCGACAAGAGUGCCUUCGAAGUGAGUGUUGCCUACCUUGAAUGUUUCAGAGACCUCAACUCAUGUGGGGGAUAUGCAUGGGGUGCUGUUGCGCUUGCUUACCUAUACGACAACCUUCGAGACGCGAGUAUGCAUCAAACUAUAACAGUAUCAGGGUAUCUGACACUAUUACAAGCGUGGGUGUAUGAGCAUUUUCCAGCAUUAUGUGCGAAUUGUUGUAGACUAUCUCAUAUUUAUGAUGAGGAAUAUCCGAGAGCACUUAGAUGGAAGCCAAAACGGGAUAAAGGUUUGGUUAUUCCAUUUAGGAAAGCAUUGGACGAGAUUGAUGUUGAUGGCAUAUGUUGGACACCCUAUAGAGAGCAUAGACCGAAGCGACCAUUUGAGGUUGUUUCAUUAUUCAGAUGGUGGAUACGUUGGGGUCCCAAGAUGUAUGCUCACUUGCCAGAUAGGGUAUUGCGUCAAUAUGGACAUGUCCAAACCAUCCCUAGUUCAUCUUUGGAGAUAGUAGGUUAG
Molecule: messenger RNA, 1497 nt
Organism: Cicer arietinum (chickpea)
Lineage: Eukaryota; Viridiplantae; Streptophyta; Magnoliopsida; Fabales; Fabaceae
Source: RefSeq, a predicted model, not a curated record